Molecule: messenger RNA, 1269 nt
Organism: Chrysochloris asiatica (Cape golden mole)
Lineage: Eukaryota; Metazoa; Chordata; Mammalia; Afrosoricida; Chrysochloridae
Product: mitochondrial ribonuclease P protein 1-like
Exons: 1
Coding region: 1-1269 (422 amino acids)
Biological process (GO): mitochondrial tRNA 5'-end processing; positive regulation of mitochondrial translation
Cellular component (GO): mitochondrion; nucleus; nucleoplasm
Molecular function (GO): tRNA binding
Source: RefSeq, a predicted model, not a curated record
AUGCCUGUUUUUCUCAAAAUGAGUGUUAGCUUCACCUUAAGACCUUUUGCUAGGAUAUUGGUGCCAUUUACCCUUCAUAAGAAGAGAAGAGAUUUCUAUUCAACAAUUCUAAAGAGAUACAUAUCUUCCAAAAUACCAGCUGUGUCCUCUCCUAAUAAAGAGAGUACAUCAUCUCAUGAACCACUGGAAUUGGAUGGAUGGAAAAUUACAAUGAAAUCUAGUGUGCAAGAAGGUGUUUCAGAAGUCUCAAGCAGCAAGGACAAUGACCCGCUAGCUGCCACAAGAGAAUUAAUUGAGAUGUGGAGAUUGCUUGGAAGAGAAGUACCAGAACAUGUCAGUGAAGAAGAUCUCAAAACUCUUAUGGAAAGUGCUUCUAAAUCAUCAAAAAGGAAAUAUUUAAAAUAUUUAUACGUUAAGGAAAAAAUGAAAAAAGCUAAACAAAUAAAAAAGGAAAUGAAGGCAGCAGCAAAGGAAGAAGCAAAAAAAGAAAAGCUGCUAGAAACCACCGAGGAAGAUAAACAGCAAAACUUUCUGUUUCUACGGCUGUGGGAUAGGAGUAUGGACAAUGCAAUGGGCUGGAAGGGUGCACAGGCCAUGCAGUUUGGACAACCCUUAGUUUUUGACAUGGCUUAUGAUAACUGCAUGAAACCAAAAGAACUUCAGAAUACUGUUUCUCAGCUUUUAGAAAGUGAAGGAUACAACAGAAGAAAUGUUGAUCCUUUCCACAUUUAUUUCUGCAAUCUUAAAACAGACGGUGAUUACCAUAGAGAGUUAGUUAAACGGUAUAGAGAAAGAUGGGACAAAUUGCUUUUAACAUCCACAGAGAAAUCUCAUGUAGAUAUAUUUCCUAAGGACAAUAUUGUCUAUUUAACUGCAGAUUCUCCCAAUGUUAUGACUACUUUUAAGCAUGACAAGAUUUAUAUAAUUGGCUCUUUUGUUGAUAAGAGUAUGCAGCCAGGCACAUCCCUAGCCAAUGCAAAACGGCUGAAGCUGGCAACAGAAUGCCUUCCAUUAGAUAAAUAUUUACAGUGGGAAACUGGUAACAAAAAUCUCACCUUAGACCAAAUGAUGCGCAUUUUGUUAUGUCUAAAAAACACUGGUAGUUGGGAAGAGGCUCUGAAGUUUGUUCCCAGGAGAAAGCAUACUGGGUAUAUGGAGAUUUCUCAGCAUUCUCAAGAGUUCAUCAACCAGUUGAAGAAGUCAAAAACUUUUAAUCUAUUUCCCAAAGGCUCUCUAAAUGUAUAUACGAAGAAAAAGCAGUUUAAGUAA